UUUGCGAAGCGCGCGCUGCACGCGAAACGCCCCUCGUUCGGCGAUGUCACUCCGACGGAAAGGAAGGAACUACUGCUGCGUCGUCGACUGUCACAAUAGCCAUGCAAACACGAAGGGGUCGACUCCACCAGUGAAAUUCUACCGAUUCCCAAACAGAUGGUACGAAAAAAGCAGACGACAGGCAUGGAUUACAGCAGUGCGCCGAAAAAACGCCGACGGAAGUGUGUGGUUGCCAAAAGCUUGGACAAUGAUUUGUAGCAGACAUUUUGUGGGAAACUGCAAAAAUGAGUCAAGUCAGCACCCUUCGUAUGUGCCGACAGUGUUUCCAGCGGCUUACAAGAAACGGGCACCUCACGCAGAAACGGCGCAGAGGUGGAGGCGUCGUUCUGUGAGAGCAGCCAGAUCAGCACAAAAUUCCGUGGAGCAGGUUGUGCCGCAAGGUAUUGCUCAAGAUGACCCAGCAAUGCAAGAUGAAGAGAACUCUGUUUUCCUCGAUGUCUAUGACACGCUUUCAAAUGAUUUGGAAUCGCUAGAGACGCCUCUCACACCCACCAGUAAUGGCGAUCCCCAGCCUUCGGCAGGAGCCUGUGAAACAGGAAGGCAAGCUCAUCCAGCUACACAGGCUGAUGCUGCGUGCCAAGCAGAACCAGAAUCCCAAGGAAAUUUGAUUAUCCUCCUGUCAGCAACAAAUGGAUCUGAGGCCUCAACUCAAGUUUCUCACAGUAAACAGUGCGACAAGGUGACUACGACUGAUAGAAAUUGGAAGAAGAAAUGUGAAUUUUUAGGGUUUGAGACACUCAAGCAAAACGAGACUGCCUUGCGAGAUUUGUGCGGAGUGUACCAUGCAAGUCUUAAGUCUUUUGCUCAACAUUCUGCCACAGCCCAGCUACCGAAGCACGGACUUGACUCGGGGGGACAAGAUCUGUCUUUACUUGGCCAAGCUUAA
Rhipicephalus sanguineus (brown dog tick) is the source of this 946-nucleotide messenger RNA. RefSeq lists its product as uncharacterized. Lineage: Eukaryota; Metazoa; Arthropoda; Arachnida; Ixodida; Ixodidae. The record is from RefSeq and is a predicted model, not a curated record. Bases 44 to 946 code for a protein of 300 amino acids. The transcript is spliced from 5 exons.